UACUCUUUGUUCCUCAGCUUAAGUGACAUUAUUUGGGGUGUGCUGAAGAUAAUGUGAUUGGAGCUGAAAGGAAGGAACCCCAGAGGUAGUGCCCAUGUUUGAAGAAGUCAAUGAGACAUGAGACUCCCAUCUGCAGAGCAUGAGCUCUGAGGUGGUCUCAGGUGAGGAUCCUGGUCGUACAUGGAGGAUGACAGAAAAAUCCAAUGGUGUGAAGAGCUCCCCAGCCAAUAACCACAACCAUCAUGCACCUCCUACCAUCAAGGCCAAUGGCAAAGAUGACCGCAGGACCAGCAAUAGGCCACAGUCUGCAGCUGAUGAUGACACUUCCUCAGAACUGCAGAGGCUGGCCGAGAUGGAUGCCCCCCAGCGGGGGAGAGGUGGCUUCCGCAGGAUCGCCCACCUGGUGGGAGUCAUCAGAGAGUGGGCCAACAAGAAUUUCCGCGAGGAGGAACCCAGACCUGACUCGUUCCUUGAGCGUUUCCGUGGGCCUGAGCUCCAGACCGUGACAACACAGCAAGGGGAUGGCAAAGGCAACAAGGACGGCGGGGGCAAGGGCACCAAGAAGAAAUUUGAGCUAUUUGUCUUGGACCCAGCUGGGGACUGGUACUACCGCUGGCUAUUUGUCAUUGCCAUGCCUGUCCUCUACAACUGGUGCCUGCUUGUGGCCAGAGCCUGCUUCAGUGACCUACAGAAAGGCUACUACCUAGUGUGGCUGGUGCUGGACUACUUCUCAGAUGUGGUCUACAUUGCAGACCUCUUUAUCCGAUUGCGUACCGGUUUUCUGGAGCAGGGGCUGCUGGUCAAAGAUACCAAGAAGUUGCGGGACAGCUACAUCCACACCCUGCAGUUCAAGCUGGAUGUGGCUUCUAUCAUCCCCACGGACCUGAUCUAUUUUGCUGUGGGCAUCCACAGCCCUGAGCUGCGCUUCAAUCGGCUGCUACACUUUGCCCGCAUGUUUGAAUUCUUUGACCGCACUGAGACCCGCACCAGCUAUCCCAAUAUCUUCCGCAUCAGCAACCUAGUUCUCUACAUCUUGGUCAUCAUCCACUGGAAUGCCUGCAUCUACUACGCCAUCUCCAAGUCCAUUGGCUUUGGGGUCGACACCUGGGUUUAUCCCAACAUUACUGACCCUGAGUAUGGCUACCUGGCUAGGGAAUACAUCUACUGCCUUUACUGGUCUACACUGACCCUCACCACCAUUGGGGAGACACCACCCCCUGUAAAGGAUGAGGAGUACUUAUUUGUCAUCUUUGACUUCCUGAUCGGUGUCCUCAUCUUUGCCACCAUCGUUGGAAAUGUGGGCUCCAUGAUCUCCAACAUGAAUGCCACCCGGGCUGAAUUCCAGGCCAAGAUCGAUGCUGUCAAACAUUACAUGCAGUUCCGCAAGGUCAGCAAGGAGAUGGAAGCCAAGGUCAUUAGGUGGUUUGACUACCUGUGGACCAAUAAAAAGAGUGUGGAUGAGCGGGAAGUUCUCAAGAACCUGCCAGCCAAGCUGAGAGCUGAGAUAGCCAUUAAUGUCCACUUGUCCACACUCAAGAAAGUGCGCAUCUUCCAGGAUUGUGAGGCUGGCCUGCUGGUGGAGCUAGUGUUGAAGCUCCGUCCUCAGGUCUUCAGCCCUGGGGAUUACAUUUGCCGCAAGGGAGAUAUUGGCAAGGAGAUGUACAUAAUCAAGGAGGGCAAGUUGGCAGUGGUGGCUGAUGAUGGUGUCACUCAGUAUGCCCUGCUGUCAGCUGGGAGUUGCUUUGGAGAGAUCAGUAUCCUUAACAUUAAGGGCAGCAAAAUGGGCAAUCGACGCACAGCCAAUAUCCGCAGUCUUGGUUACUCAGAUCUCUUUUGCUUGUCUAAGGAUGAUCUUAUGGAAGCUGUGACUGAGUACCCUGAUGCCAAGAAGGUCUUGGAGGAGAGGGGCCGGGAGAUCUUGAUGAAGGAGGGACUGCUGGAUGAGAAUGAGGUGGCAGCCAGCAUGGAGGUGGACGUGCAGGAGAAGCUAGAACAGCUGGAGACCAACAUGGAGACCUUGUACACUCGCUUUGGCCGCCUGCUGGCUGAGUACACAGGGGCCCAGCAGAAGCUCAAGCAGCGCAUCACGGUUCUGGAAAUCAAGGUGAAGCAGAACAACGAGGACGAUUAUCUGUCAGAUGGAAUAAACAGCCCUGAGCCAGCUGCUGCCGAGAAGCCAUAAAGGCUUGGGCCCAACUGCCUCUCCAGGCUUGGCCUUGACCCUAGGAGUUAGAAGAGCUGUGUAGGUCUCCACAUUUAUACACAUUACACUUAUGUCCCCUUGAAGUCCCCCCAAAGCCUCUCUGUCCCCAGACUUUUGGCUCAAGCAUCCAGAAGCCCUCCUCCAAGUCCAGCUAAUAGCCAAGCUUGUGCACAGUGCAGACUGUGUUGGCUCAGCUUCCAGGAGUUUCAGCUUGUCCAAGUCUGAGGAAGGAAGAGUGGAACAGCUGACCUGUCUUCAGGAGUCUGUCGUGGGCCUGGGAGCCUAGCCAAUGACAUACUCUGAAGAAGCCCUUCUGCAGGACAAUGUACACUCUGCUGCAACAUUCCCCUCUCUCUGGGCUUCUUUGCACUUACUUCGUCCUGGCCCUUGCUUAUCUAGCAUGUGUUCCGAAUGUCCCACUUCCCUGCUCGUGUAUGUGGUUCAAGCAUUGGCUGUAGACAUUUAGCACAGGUUCCCAGUGUCUGUCUCCCAAGGCAGGCAAAGGAUGUGGAGGGGGAAGGUAGAAGAGUGUCACUUAGGGCUACCUCCCUCUGUCAGGCACUCCGAGGCCUGCUCUGUUGCUUCAUCUGUCUUUCUGCAGUCUUCUCUGGACCAGGGAGAUGAUGAUGCUUCUGGCUUCUGGUCUAUUCCAGGGCGCAGAAGAGCAAGGUAAGUGGUAGUUGGUCAGCAGACGUUGCCACCUGGAGAAGGUGAUGGCUGGGAGCUCUGACCAUCACCCCUCUAAGCAGAGCAUUUCUGAAGAGGCUUUGAGGUUGGUGGUGGGUGGGAGACUCUUCAAGUUGAUAUUUGCAGUAGAGACACUUACAAGUUAAUAAAUUUCUUUGAACUCCUUCUGGUUAUUGCUCAACUCUCCUGUUCACAUUCAUUCCCUUCCUCCCUCAACCCCUCUUUUCCACAUACUUCCCUUUUCCCCUUAUCCAGGACUCACUCUACCUGCAAUACCCUCUGCUGUGUUUCGCUACCUGAGUAAGCCAUAUUGAUCCUUCAGGACUCAGCUCAGGUGCCACCUUCUCCGAGAAGGCCUCCUUGACUGCACCCACUCCCAUA
This is a messenger RNA of Equus caballus (horse), 3271 nucleotides long. RefSeq names its product cyclic nucleotide gated channel subunit alpha 2 (gene CNGA2). The record is from RefSeq and is a predicted model, not a curated record. Gene Ontology annotation, molecular function: protein-containing complex binding; cGMP binding; intracellularly cAMP-activated cation channel activity. Gene Ontology annotation, cellular component: intracellular cyclic nucleotide activated cation channel complex; plasma membrane. Lineage: Eukaryota; Metazoa; Chordata; Mammalia; Perissodactyla; Equidae. Gene Ontology annotation, biological process: monoatomic cation transmembrane transport.